Cryptosporidium muris RN66 is the source of this 1347-nucleotide messenger RNA. Its product is annotated as gamma-glutamyl phosphate reductase family protein. The record is from RefSeq and is a predicted model, not a curated record. Bases 1 to 1347 code for a protein of 448 amino acids. Gene Ontology annotation, molecular function: NADP binding; glutamate-5-semialdehyde dehydrogenase (NADP+) activity. The transcript has a single exon. NCBI's taxonomy places the organism in Eukaryota, Apicomplexa, Conoidasida, Eucoccidiorida, Cryptosporidiidae.
AUGUCUGAUACUAACAGUUUGUUAACUAUAGCAAAAAAAGCUCGUAAUUCUGGGAUACUAUUGUCUUCAACAACACAGCAGGAGCGUAAUAAAAUAUUGAAGACAAUAAUUGAAGAAUUAGAGAAUCGUCGUUCAACUAUAUUAUCUGCUAAUGAUGAAGAUCUAUGUCUGGCUAAGAAAAAUAAUAUUUCUAGUGUGAUGCAAAAACGUCUCCAAUUUAGUGAACAAAAAUUAAAUAGUUGUAUAGUUGGUAUUAACGAUGUGAUAUCAUUUGAAGAUCCUCUAGGUAAAAUUACUUUAGCUAGAGAAAUAACAAGCAAUGGUUUACAACUAUUUCGUAAGACUUGUCCGAUUGGAGUAUUAUUAAUUAUAUUUGAGGCUAGACCAGAAGUUGGCAUUCAAAUUGCCUCACUUGCAAUUAAGAGUGGCAAUGCACUGAUUUUAAAAGGUGGUAGUGAGGCUCAUAAUACCAAUAGUCAAAUUGUGGAGGCAAUAAAAGCUGCAUUAAGGAGAGUAACAACAACUAACAACAGUAUCAAUGAAGAUAUUGUCCAAAUUGUCUAUACACAUGAACAAGUUCAAGGUCUCUUGAAGAUCUCCGAAUAUAUAGAUCUUGUAAUACCACGUGGAUCUGGACAAUUAGUUAAUAUUGUCAAGCAAAAUACUUCUAUACCUGUAAUGGGGCAUGCUGAGGGAGUUUGUAUGGUUUAUGUAGACAGAGACUACGAUAAUGAAAAAGCAUUGGAUAUAGUUAUUGAUAGUAAGACAGACUAUCCAGCAGCUUGCAAUGCGAUGGAAACAUUACUAGUGCAUAAGUCUAUAAUUUCAUCUUUCUUACCAUUAUUAUCAAAGCGUCUAGAAGAGAAGAAUUUUGGAGUUACAUUCUAUGCCGAUGACUAUUGUAUUAAUUUCUUACCUAAGGACAAAACUAAAAGUGUAACUGAAGACUUACUUAGUCAUGAAUUUAGUGGACUCAGUAUGUGUGUGCUUUCUGUAUCUAAUAUUGAUGAAGCUAUUAAGCAUAUUAAUGAGUAUGGUUCCCAUCAUACAGAUGCAAUUGUUACAAGUAAUCAAGGGAAUGCUGAGUUGUUUGCAAACAAAAUUGAUUCAGCUGACGUCUUUAUAAACUGUUCUACAAGGUUUGCAGAUGGUUUUAGAUUUGGAUUUGGAGCUGAAAUUGGUAUUAGUACGGGGAGAAUUCAUGCAAGAGGUCCUGUAGGUUUAGAGGGACUUUUAACUUACAAAUAUAUACUGAAAGGUAAUGGGCAAACUGUUGGUCAAUAUUCUCAAGGUUUAUUUCAAUAUACAAGGAAUGAAAUCAAUCUUUCUAAUAAUCAAAUAUGCUAA